Messenger RNA from Gadus macrocephalus (Pacific cod), 2030 nucleotides. It is a transcript of the gene tmem177, whose product is annotated as transmembrane protein 177. The record is from RefSeq and is a predicted model, not a curated record. The transcript is spliced from 3 exons. NCBI's taxonomy places the organism in Eukaryota, Metazoa, Chordata, Actinopteri, Gadiformes, Gadidae. The coding region runs from base 161 to 1090 and encodes 309 amino acids.
GUAUUGUCGUAAACUGUCGCGAUACCAUUCGGUGUACAGCGCUCGAGUUUGCGGCAGUACUGAAUGUCCUUGCGAAGCUUCCAAACAUAUGGCCCUGUAUGAAAGACAUCCGCCCAUUUGAGAAGAUCCCCUACAAAGAAUAAAAGAAGAAGAACCCAAGAUGUCUUCCAACUUUCUGAAGAUCGGUGUUCUGCUCCAGAAGUACCGCGCCCCGGUUAUGAUGGUGAGCUGUGGCGGGUUGUUUGCUGCUAACAUGUUCUACCACACCUUCCCAGACCUCUCCUUCAGACAACUCUAUCAAGCCUGGUACAAAGGAGAGCCAGUCUCCCUGUCCGACAAACUACAAGGGCUCUUCCGGCAGGUUUUGGAAGACUACGGCGUCCGAUCUCCUGCCCGAUACUCGUGCUUUGCGUCCUUCGGCUUCCACCCUGUGGCAGCGGGCGCAGCCUGGCUUCCCGCCGGCGCACACGUGGGCCUGCCGGCCAACUUCAACAGCACGGCGCAGGACGCCGGCGGCAUCACGAACCGCAGCGUGUUCAUCAACGGCCAGGCGGUGGCGUGGGACAGCGAGGCGGGCUGCGUUCUCCGCGAUUCACUCGUCUUGUCGCCCGCCGCUCAGAAGUUUGCGGUGGCGCGGGAGGUGGCCCGGCUUGACAUCGGGGGUCCGGUGGUGAGCGCGGUGGUGGCCCCCGUGUGUCUGGGCGGGGUGUGGGUCUACAGCGUAGUCCUGAAGCAGAUGCUGGGACUCCAUGGGAGGCCGGCGCUGGUCCGCGGUGUUGCCAACCUGGCGGCGCUGGGGCUUGGGGCUGUGACAUACCUGCUGACCGCCGACACGGUCAGCCAGUGGGUGGACUACGGCUCGGACCGGCGGGCUGCCGCCGUGUCACCCGACUACGCCCGCGGAGGGGUGGAGUUCUACAACAAGCUGUUGAGCCGAAACCGGACUCUACGCGUACUGAUGGGGCAGAAGGGGGAGGAGAUGUACGCGGUGAAUGGGAAUCUGUUUCCCGCCCACCUCCUCAAGCUCAAACAUGCCCCCUACACCUCCCGGAGGGACGGACUCCUCAGCAUGCUGAAAAACACUACCUAGAGAGAGGGGGACAGAGGGGGAGAGAGGGGGACAGACAGAGAGAGAGAGAGAGAGAGAGAAUAUUCUCAUCCGUGUUCGGUUAAAGAAAGGUGACUUGUUUACCAGCUUCUCCCCCAUACCCUCCUCCAAGGUGUGGCCUGUGUUUUAAACUGAAAAAAAGAAAAUAAAUGUUUGGGGUCAUCUGAUAUCAGUGGAUGGAGUCCAGAAGGAGAUUACUUCAUUUUAUUUCUUCUCGGCAAAACCACAAAGUUAUAGAUUUUGAGAAGCUGUCUAGGAAUGACAAGGUUACAUAAGACUCACUGUUUGGGUCCUCGCAGCAUGAACCUGAUAUAAACGAUAACUCCUCAUUUCCUCUGAAUCAUACCCUGUCUUAGCAAACGGUGGAACAUUCAGACCAGAGAUAAUGUUGGGUUCACAAUAUUCUGUGUUCCGAAACACCCCAUGUUUUGUCCCUAGAAUCUUAAAUCAUAAUCUGUAACACGGUCAUAUUUUUUUAUAUAUAGGCAUUACAGAUUAUUAAGUUAAGUUAUUUUUUUUGGGCAAUUCCUUCUCGGCUUUUGACCCAUCCGAGAGAACACGUGCACACUGGCAAACUCCACGCAGCGGGCAGCCGCAGUGCAGCUGUCUUGCUCGUGGGCACCUCAUCCGUGGAUGAGGAUGUAGGAGAUUGCAGCACAACUUCUUCCCCCCCCCCCCCUAUUUUUUGUGUACCGGUCAGGAUUCAAACUGGUCACCCUCUGGUUACCAGUCUAACUACUUAACGAGUAGGCCACGGAACCAGUUGACCGUGAAUGCCUUAUUAUAUAAAAUGCAACGUACUGUACUGACGAUUGUACUCGUCUCAACUGACGACAAAGAUGAUAAAGCUGCUGGACAAAUGAUAUUCCACUAUUGUAUUUAUUGUAGUUAUUUACUUAAUAAACAAAAGAUAAGUAUAGGA